AUGAAAGGCAAAACAAAAGUUAUUUUAGAAUGGAAAGGCUGGCUAGACCAGCUUGAUAGCUUCCAAGAAGGAAGAGUAGCCACAGCAACAAGACAGAAGGUAGCGACUCAACUGGUUUAUUUGUCAGAUGAUGAAGAGACAAACUCCACUCUUACUGCCUCUAUGCAAGUACAUUCAAACCAGAUGACCGUUAUUGAGACCACGGAACACAUAAAUGCUUCGGCAUUAAGGAAUAAAUUCAUAAAUGAACAAAGUACUUUAUGUUUAGUUCAUUCUGGAUCGCAAAUGCGAUUCCAUUUGAACUUGCCUGAAAAGGUUAACAUUUUGGAUAAAGGCUUGAUGAAAGGUCGCAUGCUGCAGAAACAAUCCCCAAACAGACAGAAGGAGAAGGGGACAGUCCAGUUCAGCAGCACUGCUUCCACCACUCCAUCAGUGGUUGAUGUAUCCACACCCAGAUGUGGUAGGCCAUGGGGUUGUGGAACUGGCUUAGUCAUGAGGAAAGCUCCUGCAGCAGACAUUGCUCAGAUUCAGUUAUUUUCGGUAUCAGACCCAUCAAGACAAAAUAUAGUCUCUGAUUUCAUUAACGUGCAAACAACACAACCAACACAACCCCUCCUAAACACCCCUUCCAGUACACCUUCGCCGCUUCCCUUUUCUUGCCUUCCUGGUCCCGACGGCUGGCCUCUGCUAGGAAAUCUAGUGUCAAUCAUUUGGAAAGGUGGACUGAAACAGCAGCAUAGGAUAAUGUGUGAAUAUCAUAAAACGUAUGGCAACAUCUUCAAGCUAAAGAUGGGGUCCUUCGUGUCCGCCCACAUUGGAGAUCCGGUGUUGCUGGAGUCUUUCUAUAGAAAUGAAAGUGUCUACCCUAAAAGGCUUGAUCUAAAACCAUGGAAAGUGUACCUAGAUUUCAGAAACGAAUCCUACGGUCUCCUUACACUGGAGGGAGAAACCUGGCAAAAAGUGAGAAGUGCAUUGCAGCCAGGUCUUAUGAAGCCCAAUGAAGUUGCCAAGUUUGAUGACAAAAUCAACGAGGUUUUAGAAGAAUUUAUUGCAAGACUCGGAGUAACAAUUGAUGAAAAUGGGAUUGUAGAAGACUUGCCCUUAGAGCUUAACAAGUGGUCAUUUGAAACAAUCUCCAUGAUACUUUACAACAAGAAAUUUGGACUCCUGCAUAAGUCGUUUGAUGAUGAAGUGUCAACUUUUAUUAAUGCUGCAAAAAAUGUAUCAGAAUGCUUGGGACCCUUAAUGGUAACACCUGUCAGUCUUCACAAACAGCUGAAUACAAAACCCUGGAGAGAGCAUACAAAAGCCUGGGAUCAUAUAUUUAAAAUGGUAAAGCACUGCAUCAAUGAAAGACUCGAUAAACUACAGAAGACAAAAGAUGAUUUGUUAACUUUGAUAAACGAAGAGGAUAAACUGAGCAGAAAACAACUAUAUACUUCUUUUGGUGAACUUCAUAUCGGAGGUGUAGAAACAACUGCAAAUACUUUGUUGUGGGCCCUUUUUAAUCUUUCCCGUAAUCAGAAUGUGCAAGAAAAACUCAACAAGGAGAUACAGUCUGUUAUACCAUGUGGCCAAGGCGCUACUGCUGAAAUGGUCAGAAAAAUGCCAUACCUUAAGGCAUGCUUGAAGGAGUCAUUAAGACUUACCCCAACAGUUCCAUUCACAAGUCGUACCCUGGAUAAGGAAACUGUUGUUGGAGGGUAUUUGAUUCCUGAGAAAACUAUUAUUAUGAUUAACUUUCAUCCAAUGCACUGGAAUGAAGACAUAUUUUCUGAUGCAAAAAAAUUCAAACCUGAGAGAUGGCUAGAGGAAAAACACAAAAUAAAUCCUUUUGCCUUUCUGCCUUUUGGCUUUGGAAAAAGAAUUUGCAUUGGUCGACGUCUAGCAGAGUUACAGCUGCAUUUGGCACUUUGCUGGGACCACCCAGGACCAUGUGCCCAUGGCCUGCCACAUUCUGGUAUGGACAGCGCACUUCCCUCUGUAGAACUGGAGGUACUGCCACUAUGGAUCCAUGACUGUGCACGGGCACAAGCAGCAGAUGGUGUUGCUGACCUACAUCCACAUUUCCAAUACCCUACUCCAACCAGAUUUUCCAGCACAGACAAUGUGCAGGCAAAGACAGACUCUAUCACAGCCCACCAUCUGUCCUCUACAUCAGUGAAACCAUCCAUCAAUGCAGUGGAGUCAGUCACGGAUGUCAGACUUAACCUUGAAUAUCAGUCUGGUGUUGCAUUCGGUACAUGCCUGUGCCUCCGUGAUGGCCUGGAAGAUGCAGUCACUGACCCAUGUUGUGACACCUGUGACAGGAGGUGGAUGGGCAGCAGUCCUCCUUUGAGCAUCCCUGUCAAUCUUCCUCUGUGGGACUUCACCAGCUGUCUGGCUAGGGCCAGUGUCUACAUUCACUGA
Molecule: messenger RNA, 2409 nt
Organism: Protopterus annectens (West African lungfish)
Lineage: Eukaryota; Metazoa; Chordata; Ceratodontiformes; Protopteridae
Product: 1,25-dihydroxyvitamin D(3) 24-hydroxylase, mitochondrial-like
Exons: 13
Coding region: 1-2409 (802 amino acids)
Biological process (GO): cortisol metabolic process; cellular response to peptide hormone stimulus; cholesterol metabolic process
Cellular component (GO): mitochondrial inner membrane
Molecular function (GO): heme binding; iron ion binding; monooxygenase activity
Source: RefSeq, a predicted model, not a curated record